Molecule: messenger RNA, 1771 nt
Organism: Cantharellus anzutake
Lineage: Eukaryota; Fungi; Basidiomycota; Agaricomycetes; Cantharellales; Hydnaceae
Exons: 3
Coding region: 131-1450 (439 amino acids)
Molecular function (GO): protein-folding chaperone binding
Source: RefSeq, a predicted model, not a curated record
CACUGUUCUAAGAAAGCCAUUACCUACAACCCCACCAAAGGAUGAUUUCGACUGGAAUGGACUCGCAUCUGCUUUCCAUGCGUUUUUGGUCGACCUUGCAAGUGGUAAGGCAUCUGAGGAUCCGAAUAGGAUGUCGGGUUCAGUCCCGUCUCGGUCAACUUCGGCCCGUGGAUCCAAACCCAGACAUGCCGACGGUCGCUUCGUCACUCCACACCCAAAGCAGAGCUUUGAGCUACCCUCGACACUUGGCCAGUCGAGUUCCACAUUACAUCGAGUUCCCUCCACAGCAUCGCCUCGCUCAAAUACUCAAGAAACACGCUCCAAUGCUACUAGCAUCGAGGCACAGGAGAUCAUGGAGGCGAUCCGACGUUCGUUAGAUUCCAGUUAUGACGUGAAACCCUUAAACGCUGCGGUCGCCACUAAGACGCGGGAAAAGGGCGAAUUAAAUUCUGAAUUCCCGAGAGCACCAGCCGCCACUGGUAGUCCACCUUCCCCAGCACCUAUCCGUAUUCCCGUUCGUUCUCGGUCCUCGUCUCCUUCAAAAUCUCCCUCGCCCAUCGAGAGCAUUCAGGCCAUCGAACAAGAGCUCGUCAACCUCGAAUACGAUUUCACGUUCCCUACCACUCUAGAUUUCCUUCCUCCUGCCUCCCUUGGUUCUACCCCAUCCCUUGCUUAUACGACCAACAAUCUCCCACUACGGACGUACGAGAACAAACUUUCGUCUCUUUUGGCACGACUCGAUGGGGUUGAGAGUGAGGGCUCGGAGGAUGUGAGGUAUGCUAGGAGAGACCUUGUGAAGAGGAUCGAAAAAAUUCUUGACGACCUCGAAGAGAAGACGAAGGGAUUAUGGGGGUUGGAGAAUAAUGACGAAACUCCCGUUGAGCAAACUGAGACGGAGGUAUCGGCCGAGCCUACAGCGGGAGAGACUGAGGGGAUUGCAGUUCCGACUGCCCAAAUCAUUCAACUCGUCGAUGCCACUACUAUCACUGUCGACGCGCAGGAGGAAGUAGAGGGGUCAACUUCACAUCCUGUAGAGGUGGAGGAGAACGGAAACCCUUCUUCUACUUCUGAUGCCAUUUUCGAUCAGACGGAAGACGACAAUAUUGCGCCGGAGGUGGAUGUUAACGACAUGGUGAAACCAAUUGAGCCCCAGUUGGAAGUUGUUGUUCCCCAGGCACAGAAAUCGUCAGACCCCACUGAGCGGGUAGAGGCUCGCUCCCCGGAGCCUCAUUUAUCUUCAUCCUCAUCCGAAUCGUCACUGAUUCAGGUACCUUCCGACUUGGAAGAAGAGGAAGGAAUUUCCGAUUUGGGGGAUGAAUCUCGGAACCCGGACGGAGCGCUGCGUGACGGUGACGACGACGCCGCCGCCGACGGAGCAGAUGAUGCUGCUCCUCCAAGUAUGGAGGAGAGUGAAAUGAUCGAACAAACCACGGACUUCGUUCUGCUUUGACGCCAAGGCCGGACACUUUUAAUUGAGAUGGUGGAACCGACAAAGAGCAACCAAGUCUUGGUCAUGUAAGAAGUUUUGAUACCCACUUGCAGAUUAUUGAAGACCUAGGGCGGGCACAAACCAUGUUUGGUGUUCGAGGGAAGAGGAUCGGGACAGAAGGAGUGAUCGAGUUGUUGGAGAUGAUCAUCGAUUAGGGGAUGCUAGCUGAUUACACCCUCGAACACAGCCAAUGAAGGGGAGUCGUAGCAGUGGGCACGCAGAAUUAAUGUAACCGUGUGAAAUAUGAACCACAUAAUUUAGUGAUGGGGAUUGAGGUCCAAU